AUGGUCGACCCUCUCUCAGUCAUUGGGAGUGCGAUGGCUGGAAUACAGCUUGUAUCGGCGGCUGCACAGGCACUGCUUGCUACUAUCAAGCUGAUGAAUGAUCUGAAGGACGUGCCCGAAAGGCUUGCCUUACUCCUGAACGAAGUGGACGACUCCAUAUCACGCCUUUGUUACUGUUGUAAUGAAGGAUCGAAGCUUUUCCAUAACCUAGAUCCUUCUCAACAGGAGCGUCUCUCUCGAACUACGAGCGCGAUUUAUCCUGCUUUGCAAGAUAUACACAAGAUGUUAACACCUCUACUGGGCAGUAGUCGAACUAGGGCAUCAUCGGUUCGUCGUUUGUGGAAAUCAGUCCUGUCGCUGAAAGUCGAAAAAGAGCUGCUCAACCUAGAGGUGAUUCGUGAGCUUGGAAUAGUCGGGUUAGAAGUGCAAGUGAACACACAGGGGAUCGUCAUAGCGAACGAUCUAACCUCAAGGGAUGGGUUUUCCAAUAUCGAAGCCAAGAUGGAUUUACUGCGAAACGACUUUCAGAACUUCACUAUUUCGAUGCACCGAGCAACACCUGUUACGUCCAAAACCUCGGGCUAUUUCAUCGAUCCAGAGAAGCAGAAUUUAUCACUUGCGGACGGAUUGAACGAAAACAGCUGGAGCUUGAAUAGCAGGCCAGACCACUAUUCAGAUAGCAUUUCAGGAUCAACCUUAGGCACUCAGACGCCACCCGAAGGAGAAAGCCUCUCCCAGCAAAAAGCAGAACAGUUACGUCGGUAUCUUGCCGGGCGCUUUGAAACCGCUAUCAUAUCUGGACCUAACCAGGUAUCAACGAGCACCCUCCCAAAUGCAAAUCUUGAAUUUGUCCUCUUCAGCAUCCGGACUUUCUACACAGUGGGAAAUUUUGAUGCAUCACCAACCAUAACGAAGACCAAGUUCUGGGAGGAUACAGACCUAGCCAUAUACCUAAUGAAGGCCUCAAAGGGGGAUAAACGUGGCGCAGGCCGGAGCAAGGUUCGAGCGUUCCAACUUCUCAAGAAGUCAACAGUGGACACAACCUACACCAUGAGCCAGGGCACAGCCACUAUCCUAAUCGAGCUGCUGAGUACACUGUCACCCAUCAACACCACCGCGUGCCCUGAGGUUCGAAAGAAUCUGAUCGUCUAUUUGAGUGAACAAGCAAGGACUCAGUUAUCAUGCAAUCACCCAAUCGCGCUCGUACUACACGCGCUCAAGAACGACAAUGGUGACAACGACCUCGCGCUCCGCGCGCUCACAUUCAUCACUGAGCGACUUCGCGCUACAUUAGGUCCCAUCCAUGAUCUAACACAGCUCGCAACCAAGCGUCUAUGUGCGCUUCUACGCCGCAGUGGUGACUUGUCCGAGACGCUACGAGUGACCCGUGACGGUAUACGCGCCAUUCGCGCCUUACAAGCACCCGGUUCGCUGCAAGAGCGCUGGCUCUCGCGCCAGCUUGAGCAUGUGUAUACGCGCCAGUGCGACUGGGAAGCUGCUCUGAGUGUAUGCUUCGACAUCAUAGGACAGCAGCGGCUGGAUACCUCAGAGCCAGACCCGUUGUACCAUGAUGAGUGCGCAGUAUACACGAUGGAGGACAUUGCGGAGACGUGCGAGCGUGCUGGAAACUUGGGCCAGGCAGUUGCUUGGCUUAAACAAGCCAGGAUCAGUGGUGGCAUGGUUUGGGGUAAUGGGGAUGCUCUGGCACAUAUUCAAGAUAAGCUGCACGAGUUGUUGAGACAGAUGGGGAAGGAAGAUGAGCUGAGGUUUUGGGGUGUAUCGUCAGGCCCUGUAACCAAUUGUGAAUAA
Talaromyces stipitatus ATCC 10500 is the source of this 1809-nucleotide messenger RNA. RefSeq lists its product as uncharacterized. Lineage: Eukaryota; Fungi; Ascomycota; Eurotiomycetes; Eurotiales; Trichocomaceae. The record is from RefSeq and is a predicted model, not a curated record. The transcript has 2 exons. Bases 1 to 1809 code for a protein of 602 amino acids.